This is a messenger RNA of Sporothrix schenckii 1099-18, 276 nucleotides long. RefSeq lists its product as uncharacterized. Bases 1 to 276 code for a protein of 91 amino acids. Lineage: Eukaryota; Fungi; Ascomycota; Sordariomycetes; Ophiostomatales; Ophiostomataceae. The transcript has a single exon. The record is from RefSeq and is a predicted model, not a curated record.
AUGACUGGGGAAAGUAGACGAGGGCAGGACAACAACGAGAAGAAAGGUGCAGGCGAAGCCCGGAGAAAAAGGCGUGCUGUGUCCACGACAGGGCCUAGAAUGGCUCGAGUUGUCGGAUUGUCCUACGAGGGAAACAGACACAUCGAAAGUCCGAAACGCGGUCGCUACGGGGGGAAGGAAGGAAACGAGGCAGAAACAAAGGAAAGGACGAUGGAGUCACGGCGGGAACGGUGCACAAACCAGGCGCAAAGCCGUUUCUGGAUCAGGACUUCGUAG